UGGAAAAACCAUAGCUUUGACUAGCCAGACCUAAUGGGAAAUGAUAAAAUUCUCCAAAUAGUGAAUAAAAUGGGAAUAAAAAAGAUGUAGAAAGAAUAUGGAUUUGAAUCCUGACUUUACUACUUAAUUCCCAGGGGAUUAUGGACAAGCUACCUUACAGCAGCAGUCCCCAACAUUUUUGGCACCAGGGACCAGUUUCAUGGAAGAUAGAUUUUCCACAGAAGGGGUGGGAUGAUUCAAGUACAUUACAUUUAUUGUUCCCUUUAUUUCUAUUAUCUUUACAUCAUCUCCACCUCAGAUCAUCAGGCAUUAGAUCCCAAAGGUUCAGGGCCCCUACCUUACAAGAUUGUGUGAGAAUCAAUUUAGCUAACAUCAGCAAAAAUGGUACAAGGUCCAUCCCUACCGCAAAACAAUUUUGGGGAACUGUGUAGGGCAACAUGUGGGAGCUUAGUUCCCUGACCAGGGAUCAAACACUUAUCCCCCUGUAGUGGAACCUCGGAGUCUUAAUCACUGGACCACCAGGGAAGUCCCAAAACAGUUUCUUAAAUUAAUUUUUGAAACAUCUUUUAAAACUUGACAAAACCUGUCAGAAACUACCUUACCAGAUCCUAGAAGAUAGUCAAAGGUUUACAGCAAACAAGCAGAUGUAUAAAUGUUAUAGACUGGGGUCCUUGGACUCUCUAAAAAUGUUUAUUUUUAUCUUUGGCUGCACUGGGUCUUCAUCAUGCGUGGAUUUUUCUGUAGUUGUGGCGAGGGGGCUACUCUGUUGGGGUGCACAUUGUGGUGGCUUCUCUGGUUAUGGAGCAUGGGCUUAGUUGCUACAAGGCAUGUGGGAUUUUCGUAGACCAGAGAGGGAACCAGUGUCCCCUGCAUUGGCAAGCGGAUUUCUAUCCACUGUACGACCAGGGAAGUCCCCUUGGACUCCUUAUCGAUAGAAAUUGAUGAGGUCAGACUUUGUGCUGCAGUAAGAGGACGUGAAAACAAACAUCAGGUGGCCCUGCUCCAGGAGCUGGGGUGACCUGGUUCUUUAAAUAGGGUGAGGGUAGGAACUGAUCCGAGGGAGGCUUAACUUGGGUGGUCUGCCCACCCUUGCAAGGAUCCGGCACAGGACCCUUCUUUUGCUCUCAAGAGCACAGGGCUGGAGCAGGUGGGAUUAGAGCAGGUGGCUGGCAUAGGCUGCAGCACCAGUCAGAGCUGCAUUGCCUCUGAUGUGCUCCUCAGCAAGUGCACCGAUGCCUCCUCUACCCCGUUUAGGGGUCUGAGCCUGUUCUGUGCCUCCCAGUCUUGCAGUCACCUCAGGUGCUGCACCUUUACCCUAACAUGGAGCUGUGGGUGUGUGCUGGGCUGUGUGCUGGGGCGGUUCUAGGAAACCAGCAGAACCCAGGCAGCGUCACUCUGCUUCCUCUUGUUUCUGGAGUAAGCAGGCUUGUGCGUGUCCCUCACGAGUGGAGUCUAGGGUUCUUAUAGCCUUCCUAUUAGUUCCACUGGUUUUCAUGCCACCUAAGGGGGUAUGUCUUCCCACUGUCAGACACUAGGACUAGGGUGCCCAAUAGUGGCUAAAACCGCCCCUUCCCCAGGAAAGGUCUUCAGGCCUGUGUCACUCUCUCCUCUUUUGUGUCCCCUUCCAGGUUGCAGGUCCUGAGCCAAUUACUUCUCUUCCCUUCCUAUUUGAUUCUGUGUGGAUCUUUCUUACAAGCUUGGUUUUACAAGGCUGUCUGUCUCCAAUUUGUCUUCAGUGAGGAUUGCUCCACAUGUAGAUGUAUUUUUGAUGUGUUUGUAAGGGUAGGCGAACUUUGUGUCCUCCUACUCUGCCAUCUUGAUCUCCCCUCCCUGGAAUCAGUAAUCUUAUUUCUGAAGGGUCAAUGUGCUGCUUUAAAAAUGUGUAAUAAAACAUUUAAAACCCAUAGAAUGCUGCAAGUUGAUCUGAAGCAUAAAAACCCAUAGAAUGCAUCAAGAACCAUCAGACAAUAAUUACAGUAAAGUCUUAACUAUCAUUGUAUUGCUCUGCUGUGAUCCCAGCAGAUUCAGGCUAGAAUUCUCUUUAUUAUCUACUCCACAUUAUUGCUCAGACAUUCUAGAAUGUAGUGCAUGUGAUAAUCCCUUCAUUGUUUAGACUCAUAGGUUUCCAUGACCUUUCGCUGCAAGCCCAACCCACCAGCACUAAUUCUAUCCAUAUUAAAAUGACAAGAUUUUUUUUUUAAAAGAUGUCUUUCUGCAUCCAACGUAGUUGUUAAAAAUUUUCUUAGUGAGGUAACAUUCUGGAAAUCUGAGCCUGAGAACCUGAGUGAGGAACUCUACUUCCCAUGGAACCAUCUGACAUGACCUAUCUAGCUGGACUUUGGCAGACAAACUGAGUUCAUCAACAGUUGGAAGUCUUAAAAUUGCAAGUGCCUUGAUGGAUUCGUUUAUGGUAUAGAUGUGAUGAUGGCUUCUUGGGUGUUGGAAAUUAAUAACUGUUCCAUCUUCUAAAUAUAGUACUGUCAUUGGACCAAAAUGUUUCUGAUGCCAGCUUCUUCAGAGUUAAACAGUGGGCAGAACUUCUUAACCCAGUGGAUGGCGAAUCCUUCUCGGGCUGGGGUCAUAUUAAAUCGUGGAUUUCCUAUUUUAGAAGCAGAGGAAGAGAAGCCAGCAAAUGUGAACUUUUCUGCCAGCUUUCCUAUUAAAGCCACAAAAUUUUCAAAUAGUUUCAGCUUUAUAAGGGAAGAAGAUUCACUUCAUGAAGAACAGAAAUUGGAGCCUAACAGCCCGUACAAGUUACAGUCAGAUAAAUCUGAACCACAGAGAGUCUUUCCUUUAACUAAAGAGGGGCUACAGAUAGUGGCACGUCAGGAUGCUCCUGGACAAUGGGAAGAUAGCAAAAAUGAGUUCAUUGCAGAUCUUUUAAGUGAAUUCAAAGAAGUGCCUUUUAAAGACCCACUUGUUAAAAAGCUUGAACAGCUUAAAGAAGAGCAACAGAAGAAGCAGGAGCAGCUGAAGAAGCGGCAGCUCGAGCAGCUGCAGAGGCUCAUGGGAGAGCAGGAGGAGCUACUUGCCUUGGUGUCUGGGCAGCAGACACUCCCAGGUUUAACUCCACUGCCUGAUGACCAGAGCCAGAAAAAGUACAAACCUCUGGGAAAUUUAACCACUGUAGAGAAAACCACGCCCUUCUUGCCAUCAUAUAUCUACCAGAAUCAAAGCCAAGAAAAAAAGCACCCUUCUAGCAUUUUAUCCAGUGAACAAAAUGACUUCUCUAGAACUGCUCAUCAGGAUUUUGUUUUAACUUCAAGAAGUGGUGCUUCUCCCAGUGUGUUUUAUGAGGCACAGUGUCAGGAAGCCCUUGUGGAAAAAAAUGAUUUGAAGGAAGAAAAUGAUAACUCUUCGAAAGGAGAAGGUAUUUUACCAUGUUUGGAGAAAAUGACGGAACAGAUUCAGGAAGGGAACGAUACGAACUUAAAAAAAAUUGAUGAUUCCUCAGAAGUGGUUAAUAUUGAAGAAAGGCCUAUUAAAGCUGCUAUUAGAGAAAGAAAACAAACUUUUGAAGACUACUUAGAGGAACAGAUUCGGUUGGAAGAACUAGAACUGCAACAAAAACAGCUAAAGGAAGCAGAAGGAUCUUUGCUUAUCAAAGCAAAACCAAAACAACCAUUCUUAAAACGAGGAGAAGGUUUAGCCAGAUUUACUAAUGCUAAAUCUAAGUUUCGGAAGGGGAGAGAAAGUAACCUAGCCACCACUCAGAGCAUUUCAGAGGACCAGCCUGUGUUUAAAUCAGAUAAACAACAAUUCCAACGGAAAACUGCUCUUAUAAAUAAAGAAAUCUGUACAGAGAACCUUCCUGUUAAAAAGAACAGUAAAGUCAGAACCAAGUGUGGUUCGCUCACACUCAGUCAGAAGCCAAAAGUGCUUAAGAGUAAUAGUAGGAAAAGUCUUUCUCCAUCAAGAUUGAAAAUGCCAGCCGGGAAGAAAUGUGAUGGGCAAUUCAGAGAGCAGAUCAGUUUAGGAAAAAAAGUGGAAUCUAAUAAUAAAGAAAAUGUACCUGAGUGUACAAAACCUUGCGAUGUUGGUUGCACAAUCUGGAAUAAGGCACGCAGUAAAGACAGACUUCCCAUUUCCACAGGACUCAUCAGCUGUAUGGCUUCUCAGAGCCCAGCAAGUGAAACUUUGAAAGGGUCAGAAUCUUCUCUUGAUGUUUCUCUUCGGAAAAAGUUAGAGAAUUGGGAACGAGAAAAGGAAAAGGAAAAUUUGGAAUUAGAUGAAUUUUUGUUUUUAGAACAAGCUGCUGAUGAAAUAUCAUUUUCUAGUAACUCCUCAUUUGUACUGAAGAUCUUAGAGAGGGACCGGCAGAACUGCAGAGGUCGCCGGCUGUCUUCUACCCCUGUCAAAGGUGUGCGGGAAGAGAAGACAGCAACACUGGGUUCUUUUAGUCAUCAUAGCCAAAACGAGGAUCCGGACCAUGCCCAGUGUGGAAGCAAGGCUGAGUGCGAGGUUGCUCCCAGACAACUUGAUUCAGUGUUCUCACCGGGAGGAUUGUGGGCGCCGUCCUGUGAAGUCAGGAGGAGAGUGUUCCAAACGAACCCUCCUGAAAGGCAGACCAGGUGGAAUGCAGGUGAUGGUGAAGGUGUUACAGACAGUGAUCAUAGCACCGAUUUGGAGGAACAGCUUGACGUCACUAUAAAGCUGUCAUCUGAGGGUAAGGAAAGGAGUUCCAGCAGCAGAGAAGAUAGUCCACAAGUCUGUGAUGGUAAGGGACCUUUUCGGGACAUCACGACUCAAGAGGAAGAGAAAAGGAGAGAUGUUGAUUUAGAUUUGUCUGAUAAGGAUUAUAGCAGUGAUGAUUCUCUCAUAAUAGAAAGCUUGAAAAAUAAAGUUUCUGAUUCCUCCAGAAGACACUCAUCUAUAAGUGUGAAUAAAAUUGACUUUGAUGAUGAAAGAACUUGGACUGACCUUGAAGAUAAUUCAUUUAAACAUGAUGGUGUUCUUGGGAAUGAAGCCAUUUAUGGGACUCCCCAGACAACCAGCCCUAACAAGAGUGAAAUGUGUGUACUGGACAAAACGAUAAAAAGGAAGGUUGUGCCAGUCAAGAAGGGAGAAGACUUGGGUAAAUCCAGUAGGGACCCAAGCCCUCCUCCUACCUCAGAUCUGAUGAUAGAAUUCUUUCCUUCUCUGAAAUCGAAGUCAAAGUCACACUCACGCUCGAGAAAUGAUCCCAAGUUAAACACAAGUCAAGACCACCCACCUGGUGGCAAUGCUCGAUCUCAAAUUUUGAGAGAGAAAAUUACUGAAUUGGAAACAGAAAUAGAAAAAUUUAAAGCUGAGAACGCAUCUUUAGCUAAACUUCGCAUUGAACGAGAAAGUGCCUUGGAAAAACUCAGGAAAGAAACUGCUGACUUUGAACAACAGAAAGCCAAAGAAUUGGCUCGAAUAGAGGAGUUUAAAAAGGAAGAAAUGAGGAAGUUACAAAAGGAACGCAAAGUUUUUGAAAAGUAUUCUACAGUUGCAAGAACUUUUCCAGAUAAAAAGGAACGUGAAGAAAUACAAGCUUUGAAGCGGCAGGUGUCUGAUUUACAGGAAGAUCUGAAAAGAAAGGAAGCAAAGUGGUCCAGUACACAAGGCCGUCUUAGAAGCCAGAUAGAAAUGUUGGUCAGAGAGAACACUGACCUCCGGGAGGAAAUAAAAGUGAUGGAAAGGUUCCGACUGGAUGCCUGGAAGAAAGCAGAAGCCACAGAGAGCAGCACCAGGAUGGGUCAGUGUGUGACCGCCUCAAAGAAAGAUGGGUUCUUGAAUUCAUCAGUUCGAUUUCAAAAGAGUCAGAUUUCUUCAGGAACCCAGGUAGAAAAGUACAAAAAAAAUUAUUUGCCAACACAAGGCAGUGCAUCUCAAAGAUCCAAGUCUGAGCCUCGUGAUUUAGGCAGCUCAGAGAAGGGACAGAUGGCCUCACCCAGGGAGCUGCCUGAACCAGUGAACUUUUCAGAUCCUGAUUAUAAAGAGGAGGAUGAAAAAGAGGAAAUUCAGGGAGAAAUCAGCCAUCCUGAUGGAAAGAUAGAGAAGGUUUAUAAGAAUGGGUGCCAUGUUGUAUUGUUUCCAAAUGGAACGCGAAAGGAAGUGAGUGCAGAUGGGGAGACCGUUACUGUCACUUUCUUCAACGGUGAUAUCAAGCAGGUCAUGCCAGACGGGAGAGUGAUCUACUACUAUGCAGCCACGCAGACUGCCCAUACCACGUUCCCAGAAGGGCUGGAAGUUCUACAUUUCUCUAAUGGCCAGAUAGAAAAACAUUUCCCAGAUGGAAGAAAAGAAAUCACAUUUCCUGACCAGACAAUCAAAAACUUGUUUGCUGAUGGACAAGAAGAGAGCAUUUUCCCAGAUGGUACAGUUGUCAGGGUACAACGAGAUGGCAACAAAAUCAUAGAGUUUAACAAUGGCCAAAGAGAACUGCACACGGCCCAGUUCAAGAGACGGGAGUAUCCAGACGGCACUGUGAAAACUGUGUACACAAAUGGGCAUCAGGAGACCAAGUACACAUCUGGUCGAGUAAGAAUGAAAGACAAGGACGGUAAUGUGCUCAUGGACACAAAACUGUCAUGAAACUUGUGUGACUCAUCAUGAAAUGACACUAACUUGAUUUUCUUGUUAAAAAGAAAUGUACAUUUCUUGUGGAUUCUGUGGUUUAAUUUAUAUACUCUGUGUCUGUGCGUCUGUGUGUAUAUAUAAAUAAAUAGAAAAGACUUUGGA
Molecule: messenger RNA, 6705 nt
Organism: Odocoileus virginianus texanus
Lineage: Eukaryota; Metazoa; Chordata; Mammalia; Artiodactyla; Cervidae
Gene: CPAP
Product: centrosome assembly and centriole elongation protein
Biological process (GO): cilium assembly; centriole elongation
Cellular component (GO): centriole; centrosome
Molecular function (GO): tubulin binding
Source: RefSeq, a predicted model, not a curated record